Geodia barretti is the source of this 1368-nucleotide messenger RNA. The record is from the annotation of a GenBank genome assembly. Lineage: Eukaryota; Metazoa; Porifera; Demospongiae; Tetractinellida; Geodiidae.
CAGUAACGAUGAGCAGGAAAAGUGCAGAAGGACAUGAACGAUGACCAUGGAACAGUGUUUCACGGAAUGAAAAGAGGGCAGUAACGAUGAGCUGGAAAAGUGCGAAGAAGGAAAUAGUGGAGCUAGAAGAGAAAAUCGGACAAUGAACUGCAGAAAAAGAGGGCAGCAGUUGCAGUUAUUGGUUCAAUUACAAUACAACACACCACAUCGUCAGAUAAUGACAGGAGGUAGUCACUCACCACCUGAUCUUACGCAUGAAGAUUCAUUCUAAGCUAGCGAGCUUGGUCUGCCACCACUAAACACGUCGCAUGAUAUUCUUGUGCUCUCCUGCUCUCUACAACAAGACAGAGUAUAUGAUGUGUUCAUCAGUCCAGUCAGUAGUACCUGGAAUGGACCUGCGCCGCAGCUACAUACUGGAGGCAGACUGAUCAUCUAUUUAGAAUUCCAGGACACCAAACACGAGAAAGUAUGCACUUGGGUUGACAGCCGUAUCAUGUGCACUAGGUAUCAUCUAUGUCACUCUCGAUGAUUCUCCACACCUCAGAGACAUCGCUGAUCUCUACAUGAAACACAGCCGUGGUCGAGUCUUACCAUAGUCACUGACUGUCAUUCCUCUGGAUGGUGGGUAAGGGAAUGUGCCAAGUUCCUGGAUGAGGAGGGAGUGAAGCCAUGUGGACACUCAGCCAGGGAGACAGGCAUUCUUCUGAAGGUCUAUGCAUCAUGUCAGGCAGGCCAAGACUCAGCUGAACUAGCCUACACCAUACGAGCCAUGGAACUAGAAAAUGGAACUUUGUCUCACUACACUGACAGGGACUUCAGCAAUCUGCAACAUACAUUUGGUGUUGAUUUCACAAGGGGUGAGGUGCGGCAAGGGAGAGGAAGAGAAAAUGCAGCGUUGCCUCAGAUGCCACCUGGUCCACUGCUGGGGAAUUGGUAGCUCACCCACAAUCCAUUCUUAAAGGAAAAAACCAAGCAACAUCAAAGAAGCAGCAACAAGCUAUCAUGGAGGAGUUUGAGGAAAAAAUUAAGAUUGCAAAUCAAAAGCAACUACCUGUAGUUAUGAUUAUUGGUUCUAUCAUGCCACCACCAUCAUCUGGAAGGAGGUCAUCUGUAGUGGUCCAUCAGACUCCAGCUGAUCUGUCAGAGAGUGAUCGUCAGGUACUGAAAGGUCUUGGCAUACCUCCAGACAAGUGGAACAACCUCAAUGCUCUGUGGGCUCUCCACAACAAGACUAAGCGUGGGGUGUUCUCAGUCCAAUUUCUCCACUACUAUGGCAACAGUCAGAGGAACACUGGUGACUGGAGUUUCAGAGAUGGUUUCAUCACCUUCAGAGACAUCGCUGAUCUCUACAUGAAACACAGACCGUAG